Panicum hallii is the source of this 1868-nucleotide messenger RNA. Its product is annotated as protein GRAVITROPIC IN THE LIGHT 1-like. Lineage: Eukaryota; Viridiplantae; Streptophyta; Magnoliopsida; Poales; Poaceae. Gene Ontology annotation, biological process: response to red or far red light; negative gravitropism. Bases 249 to 1517 code for a protein of 422 amino acids. The transcript has 2 exons. The record is from RefSeq and is a predicted model, not a curated record.
AGCUCGACUCAUUGACAGCCUUCCCCCUCAGGCCUCAGGGCUCAGGGACGGCCUCAGGCUCAUCUCUGUUUCCUCCCCCCUUUCCCUUCUUUCUCACUCUCUCAUCCCUUGCUCUUCCUUCCCUGGCGGCGCCAUUCGUCACGUCUUCGCCCAGCCCUUUGCCGGCGACGAGAAUCCACACCAGGUGGAUGUCGAUUGGUUGCAUAGUUGAAGACUACUAACUUCUUUGAUCCUGAGGGGAAGAAGUAAUGAUCCGCCCAGGCUCUAAGGAGUCACAAAAUUAUGAUAAUAAUAACCAAAAGGUUCAUCCUCAACCAAUCGAUGAGAAUAUGAAUCAGAACGGGGACUCGAUGGACACUAUGAUCGGGAGGAUAUUCAACAACAUAUCCUCUUUGAAAUCUGCAUACAUUCAACUGCAAGAAGCCCACACCCCAUAUGACCCUGACAAGAUCCAGGAAGCUGAUAAGCUUGUCAUAGAGGAGCUUACAAAGCUUUCAGAACUCAAGCAUGCUUACAGAGAAAAAAAUCCCAAGCCUGUAGCAGCAUCCCCUCAAGAUUCACGCUUACUUUCUGAAAUACAAGAGCAGCAGAAUUUGUUGAAGACCUAUGAGGUCAUGGUAAAGAAGUUCCAGUCCCAGAUCCAGACUAGAGAUACUGAGAUUACCCAUUUACAGCAGCAAAUAGAUGAAGCUAAACUUCGAAAGUCAAAGCUGGAGAAGAAACUGAAACAAAGGGGCCUGCUUAACAAGGAAUCAGAGGAAUCUGACGAAGAGGAGAACUACUUUUCCAUUGAAUUGACACCAAGUUUGUUUACAUCUGCUGUUGAUAACGCAUACCAGUCGAUGCAUGACUUUUCAAAGCCUUUGAUCAACAUGAUGAAGGCUGCAGGUUGGGAUCUUGAUGCAGCUGCUAAUGCAAUCGAACCUGCUGUAGUUUACACAAGAAGGGCUCACAAGAAGUAUGCUUUUGAAUCCUAUAUUUGCCAAAGAAUGUUCAGUGGGUUCCAAGAAGAGAGCUUUUCUAUCAAAGAUUCUAACAUCAGUGUAUCCAAUGAGGCUUUCUUCCAUCAGUUCCUCGCCGUACGAGCCAUGGAUCCUUUGGAUGUCCUCAGCCAAAACCCUGAUUCAAUUUUUGGCAAGUUCUGCAGAAGCAAAUACCUACUACUCGUGCACCCCAAAAUGGAAGGUUCUUUCUUCGGUAAUAUGGAUCAGAGGAACUAUGUCAUGAGCGGUGGCCAUCCAAGGACACCUUUCUAUCAGGCUUUUCUAAAGCUAGCGAAGUCAAUAUGGUUGUUGCACAGGCUGGCAUACUCCUUUGAUCCAAAGGUCAAGGUCUUUCAAGUGAAAAAGGGAAGUGAAUUUUCGGAUAUCCACAUGGAUAGCGUUGUGAAGAACAUCAUCCUAGAUGAAAGUGCAGAGAGGCUGAAAGUUGGCCUGAUGGUGAUGCCUGGUUUCUUGAUUGGGACCAGCAUCAUACAGUCCCGGGUGUACCUUUCAGGUAUCAAGUGUGCUGACUGACUGAAGAUGCCCUGCACCAGUAACACCAGGAGGUUGAGGGUCCUUGCAUCUUUGGGAUAUCGACCAAUAUGUCUUUGUGUCUGUCUUCUAUGUGAUGCUUCCUGUUGUCUCUCCAACAUGCUAUUCCUCUUGAAAUGUGGGCAUCGAUGCCUUUGUGAAGAUAUCCAUGAGCUAUGUAAUUCUGUCCAAUUGGCUUGUCGUUUUCAGGACCAUAAUAUAUUUUGGUUUCUCAAUGUUUGUGCUAUUGUAAUUCUGCCCGAUGUCAUAAACAUGUUAUCAGUGUGAUUGAUGAUUGUACAGGCAGCCACUUUCAUCUCACACGUUUUUGCCCAGUCAGGUGGUUUUAUUGUA